AAAACGAGAAAUAUUUCGAUACCAUCACAACAUUUGUUUUCCCCAAUUUCUUUUCCUUCCAGGGCGGCUUUGCCCAUUUUUUUGUCACGACCGGGCGAGUCGUAAUAAAUUUCCUUUUCUUUGGUGCUCACAGUACUACAUCGUGACAAAAUGGACGUGGCCGACAAAACUGCCAACUAUGCGACCAAGACGAAGCGCGUCCCCCAGGGCGAGACGGCCUUCCGGAUGCAGCGGUUUUUGCUGCACCAGAAGAACGAGCCCACCCGGCAGGUGGAAGCGUCGCUGGACGAGGCGGUGGAAGAGGUGGAGCGGCUGGCCGGGAUUUUCGCGGGCCACAUGGCCAAGGCGGACGUGCACAUUGCCGAAAUGAAGAAGGAGAUCGCGGUGGACUUCGCGAAGGGGCCCCCGCUCAUCGAGUUGAUCCCGGAGAACCUGCCGCAGCCCGGGCAACUGCAGAAGCUGAGUUACACCCAGUACAAGCGCGCGUUCGGCGGGCACUCCGUGGACGAACUCCACGCUAUCACGAAGUUUCGCAGCAACAGUCAAAAGCGAUUAUUAGGCGGGUUGAUGAACUACGAGCAUUUUUUGGGCUACAUCGUUCUGCAGCACACCUUCGUGCUCUGGAAACGGCAGAUCGUCGACAAGAAAUUUUCCUACGCCAGAUUCCUCGAGAGAACGCUUUUAUCGUCCGUCCAGUGGAAGAGAUGGUUUAACCUGCGAGCCCUUCUCCUACGGUGGUACAUGUUUACCCAGUGGUCAAGAAAGGAGGAAGCGGCAAGGUAAGAUUUUUGUGUUUAGAUAGUGCAAGCUCCUGAAAUAGUGCGUUUUUUUUGUCACAACAAGUGUCUUUUGACUUCGAUCACUAAAUGGAAAUGUGCCUGAUCCGGUUGUACACACAAACUCUGUUUCUGAGAUAGAUCUCAAUUUUUCAUCGACGACGCACAACAGGCAACGCGCCAUGAAGAAGUUGGUUGACCGGGAUGCUCUGCAUAUGAAGCAGUGGGAUAAGGAGUACAGGAACGCGUUAAAGGCCCUAAAGGACACCGCCAUUCCGGAUCCCGACGAGGGUUUCCAGAAGUGCCUCCAGUACCUGCUUCCCCACGCGGUCGACGUGCUGGAAAACGCGCACAAGCGCUCGGCGGUGGACGUGCGGCAGUUUGCGAAUUUCUUCAUCGAACAUUUGAAAACUGUCAAUGUCCGGACCGAUUUUUACGAGGACGCCGACAGCAAGAAGGGCAGGAUUAACGCGCAGGCGACGCUGCUCGAGCUGAUGUCGCUGGCGAAGCAACACGUCUACGAGCAGGACCCGAGUUUUCAAGACGACCAGGCAAUCGCGGACGUGAUUAUGGCCGUCACACGGCAGGUCGACGAGCGCGCGCACACCGAGAUCACCCGGCAGGACUUCAUCGAUAAGGCGGCCCGGGACAUGGUGGAUAACGUGUACCGCCGGAUUCUGCGCGGUAGGUCCAUCAACGACCCGGCGGACCAGCGGCAGCUGAACCCCAAAGAAAUUGACAUUAGCCGGCUCCCCUGGGAACCCGGGCUGCACAAGCACGAGCGCCACAUGAUCGAGGAGUACAUCGAGCACUACAUCACGCUGGUGUGCGACGAGCGGACCAUCUUCGCGCAGUUGCGGGACGCCUUGCAGCAGGAUCGCGAGAUCGCCAAGAAACGGCUCGAGGAGGCGGCCAAGGAGGGCCUCACGCCCGAGCAGGCCGAGGCCCAGUUCUACAGUGUCGAAAACGCGUCGAUCUCCAACUUUUUGUCCGAGACUCGUAGGCUGUUUGAGGACAGUUUGGACAAGGCCGAGAAGGACUUCCGUCGCCGGCUUCCCGGCGCCUACCAGAACGCAGUGGAGAAACUUCCGGAGGGCGGGGACAACAUGGGCCUCCUCCCGGGGACGCUGGAGCGCGACGAACCUAGGAUCGCGGCCAAAUACCGCACUCUGAUCAACGCGGUGCGCGAAUUCAUGAAGAACUGCUUCGUCUACGACUUGGAAAGGUUGAGAAGAGACGAAAUCCACCGUUUGAAACAGGGGGGCACCACCGGUAGGCUUUUUCUGACUUAUAGAUAGGACAACUUUGGAUCGUUAUUUCUUUAUUUCCUGGUACUACUUAUGUGGUCGUAUGUGAAGAUGUUUCGCUUUUGCAUCGCUCUUGAUGAUUUUCUGGUUAUGGCAUAAUAAAUUGGAUUUCGAACCAGUAAGUAUAAUGGACUGUAGUUUAUCGUUAUCCAAAAAACCAACCAACAGACGUGACCGGUUUGCUUCGCGAGCGCUUACUUGACUUCAUGCCGGGCCGAGACCACCACGCGGCGUUGACGGAGGGUUUUGGAACCCUGAGCACGAAAGAUGAGUUGGUGCCGCGCGCCUUUAUCUUCGAGCCCCUGGGCGAAUUCCCGCAGGAUCGGCAUAUUCUGCAGCGCGCUCGGCACAUUUCCAUGAACUACUUCCGCAGCAGCAAUUCAACGGUAAAUUCCCUAGUCCGCACGGUCACGCUCGACAUUGUCCGCUACGUCCGAGGCCUGUGGGAGCUGCUCCGUCAGCACCGCUUGCAGACGGUUUUGUCGGAGGAGACCAUGAAGAGUUCCAUGCCUCUGCGACAGAAGAACCAGAUGCUGAUAAACGCCAUCGAGGAGAUCGCGCAAUUGGAGCAAUUUUUCCUGGCGCGGUUCCUGACCAUCUACGACGUUUUAGGAACGAAGGUGGAGAACACCGCCGCCCCGACGGCGCUGUACAUCAUCACUUCCGCAAGCGACAUGUUGCGGGCGGAUCUGGAUAACAUCCGGCAAACCUUGAAGUCCCACGAGGGGCUGUACAUCGCGCAACGCGCCGUGGUCGCGGACCGAGUCUUAGCCUACUUCGUGCAGCGCUUCGAGGAGCACGACGAAAACGAGGGCGGGCCGCAGCAGAAGGAAAUCGAACGACGGGCGGAGAAGUUGCUACCAGAGAGGGUGGAGCUACAGGAAGUGCUGGUACGCUUGGAAACGCACGAGGUCGCGCAGGCCAUCCGCAUGUUGCGAUCGCUGUGGGAUGAAGUUUUGGAGGAAGGCGUGAUGCUCACCGCGUUUGAUUCCAUCCAGGACUUGGAACGCAGGGAAAACUUCGUUACGGACGAGCAGGAGGCGGAACUUAAAGUCUUGAUCACCGGGCAGGAGCGCAGAAUCCAGCAGAUCGAGCACUACAUCAGGGAAAUGCGGGGGAAGGUCCGGCUUGCCGCCUUACUCAAUUCCGACAAGCACCCCGGGGACAAGGGACUGAAGAACCUCGACCCGCUAUGGGUGUUGCUGCAGACACUGGAUUUGGCCAGAAAAGAGCUGGACGAGCAGGGCUUCUUCUUUCCGGCGGACCGCAGCAACGGCGCUUUGCUCGCAAGCUCCAAGCCGCUGCGCAGUUUCCAGGACCUGUCUCCGGAGCGGCAAACGGCGUUGAAGCACCGCGUGGUCAACAUGAUUUGUGCGUUGAUGACUACGAAGAUGCGCGACCUUCCGCGGGCCACGCCGGAGUACGAUGCCGCGGAGGUGAUCCAGGUCAUGUUCGCGGACGAGAUGGAGGAGGGCACACAAGCGCCUGAGUUACCCCAAGACGUGGCGGACCGGGGACGGAUCGAGCUCGAACAGGCAGUCCAGGGGCUGCGGGAGGUGGUGGCGCGCGGCACAAGAGAUUACGAGAAAGCCAACAAGUACGAACCCCACGUCUCCGGGCUUUUUUACGAUGCGUUUUUGGCCCAGGUGUUCAACGCCUUCACCGUGGUCGCCUACUGUUUGCACCCGGUGGUGCCGCCCCCGGACAAGCACACCGUGACGCACUACUUGACGCGGGAGGGCUUUGAGGAGCACUGGCAGUGGUCGGACGGUUUGCCCGAGCACAAGAGACACGGGAAAAUCACAAAGGUGACGACCCUCGGCGGUAUUCUCGCAAAUUUAGCGCACUACUGGACGGGCAAGCCGACCUGCAGCAUCGCCGUCAUCUACGAGCGGUUCUUCGAGUGCGUGUGGGAACUGCACACGAACAACGAGGCGCUGUCGAAGGUCCCGCCCGUGAAGAUCUGCGUCGCCUGCGUCAACUACGCGUGUGACUUACUUCACGGGAAGGUGAAGUACGUGUCUAGAACCCUGAUGAAGGCGUUCCUCGCGCAAAUCAUGCAACUCUUCGCGUCCGACGUGCACACGGCCGACGACCCGCGGUGCAAGCGCACGGCCAACCACAGUCCGUUGAUGCGAAUCAUUGCCUACAGCUUCUUGAAGAACGUAGUCGCGGAAGGCGGCGACCACAAGGCUUGGUUCAACAACCUCCACGCCAACGUUCCCGAGUACCACGGGGUGGACGACUUGAUCGGCGUGCUGAACAUUGUCACGCAGUGCAUCGCCGCCCCGGACGGCGAGAAGUGGUGCGAGCGGCUGCGGUCGCUGCACAACUCCUCCACGAACAACCCCGCGGCGAUCUUCCUGGGCGGGCAGUUCGAGCGCAUCGAGCGAAUUUGGUCGAAGGGCCUGGAUCGCUACAUCUACUUCUCGCACAGCCGCCGGCUGAUGGCGGCCCGGGCGCUCGCUGCAGAUAAAUUGGAGCGGGGUCUGGACCACAACCACGGCUUCAAACACGAAACUUUUGUCCCAACUGUUGGGUAUAAGAAGAUCCACAACUGGCGCGCGAAAGGAGGUGGUUUUUUCGACCCGGACUUGCACAAUUUGAGCAACGGAGACAUGUUCAUGACCGAGGAGGGUUUGAACCAGGGGCCGAAUAAGAUGAUAACCGCUCUGCUAAACACGCCACCCCUGCCCUCCGCGAAAGCGGCCAUCGCGCUGAUCCACUUCUUCGAGCAGACAGCGAGCGCGUGGCGACCACCGCUGCCGGCCCAGAAGUACCAGUCGCCGCUGCUGAUCGCGAACGACAUCCCGCAGGAGGCCAUGGAGACGAUUUACGCCCUCGCGACGGGGUGCGUCGACAUGGACAACCUGCUCCUCGCGGCGGAUGGCAACCCGCACGCGGAAGACGGCCCCAUCGACCCGAUUCCGCACUUCAACAUCCACGAGGUGUUAUCCGCCUGGUUUGCCCGGGUCUUUUCCAAGGUCAUGAUCCGGUUUCCGGAGUGGCGGCGGGAGUUCCCGCGAACGUUGGACUACCUCCAAGCCUUCGCGUUUGGCAUCCUGGAAUACAACUGGAAGCAGCGGGAGGGCUUGAUGCGGGAGUCCCGGCUGAAGAACGACGAGAUGAAGUUCGCGGAGAUGAUUCGCGCGCGGGCAAAGGCCAGGGUCGAGCAGCCGCAGAAUUUAGAGGAGCUAAUCGUGAACGCCGAGGAUUUCGCGCAGGUCUUCAUCCUCUCUGGCAGCGGGUUCAUGAACAAGAGCGGGGAGCUGGAAAUCGACAACGAGGCGGGCUUGGUUGCGUUCGACGCCUUCAUGCAGAAGGACCUUGCCCAGGUGGCGCUGGUCUUCUGCAACGACAAGGACUACGCGGAACUCUUCAUCUGCUUCGUCGCCAUGGCGGUCGGGAGGCGAAUCUUCUUCAAGCACCGCAGCCACUACAACUCGAUUUUGUGCUACUUCUUCCUGAAUUUCACCGGGGAAUACAUGGCCAUGAUGCAACUGCCGAUGUACAAGUGGCUCGAGUCGCAGUGCCGAAGGAUUUUUGCGGUCGCGCAAAGAACGCCGGUCGUGUUUGACGCCGUGGAGGAUAACAUCAAGAAGGAGCUGGAAGAGGUAGAGGAAAACAAGAAAGCGGGCAUCCAGGAGGCAAAACUGCGGCUGGGGUACGCAAAGCGCCGCGAGCGCUGGGGAACGGUCUUUAACGAAUUUGACGCCGAGGCUCUGCACGAGAAACAGCGGGAAAUGCGGGAAUUCGAGGCGGUGUUUCUGGCCGACAGUGGGUUGUUCGAGCUUGGAAAGGACGACAACGAGGGACAAAUUCGCAUGGGAGAGAGUCUAGCGUCGGGCGACGGGGAGUUCAACAGUAUCCCCAUGCUCGCUUCGGGCGUCCCCAUGUAGUAGAGAGGCAUUCAUGAAUUUCCAUUUGCUUCGAUUUUAUCUUCAUAGACACCGGUUCUUUCGCAGUUUUUACUCGCUUGUUCUUCACACUUUAUCCACUUGCAUUUAGAGUUCUUGAAACAUCACAAACAUUGCCACGCGUGUGUCAUUACGAAAUUGACACAACGCACCCGCCGGCACGAUAUCUCCUUGUUGAAAAAAUUGCAUUUACUCACGUCAAAGGCUGUUGUGCGACUAUGUUCGUGUAGCAGUGAAAUUGAAAAGCUAAGCGUAAGUCUCGAUGAGAAACACUUUCCGCAUUUUAUGUUCAUAUACUUUUCCAUAAGUUUGUUAAAGUUAAAGCUAAUUUUCUAAACAUCUACAACAGCUGUAUUCUACUUUAUUGGAUUCAAACAAUUUCAUUCAUUGCACGGUGUACUGUUUUUUUUCUGUGAUUUGCAUUGUCAUUUGUGCUUCGUUUAUAUUGCAAUUGCUUAACGUGAGCUAGAGGUCCGAGCUCUCGAGCUUUGAUAUCUAGUGGUAGAUGAUGCCUCUACCUUUUUUCCGGUUUUCCCCCGGUCCGGCAUCUCUUUUUUUUACAAGCUUAGCAAAAUUUUUUUUACUCCCUCGUAGGCUUGUGUUGCUCCUGCUGCACCUGCAUACACAUACUCAUCUUACCUCACCCCCACAUGAACCCAAAAUCAUAUGCAUUAUCCCAUCAUGAUCAUACUAGCGCAUUGUAUCCCAAGACAAGAAACCGCAUCCCGGCAUCCUCCAAGCGUGGCUAUGAGCUCGAGCAUCCCUCUUGCUUUUGCGCAGGCGCUUUUAUCCCAUCGGGUCAACAAGCAUGACAUGCUUGAUGUACACUAGAAAAAACUCAAAGAGAAAGACCGAAUGGGCGACCACUUUUACCCUGGGGAUGAACUCUGAAAAAAAAACACUUUUCGCAACCUCUCAC
Amoebophrya sp. A120 is the source of this 6919-nucleotide messenger RNA. The record is from the annotation of a GenBank genome assembly. NCBI's taxonomy places the organism in Eukaryota, Dinophyceae, Syndiniales, Amoebophryaceae.